AAUAAUCACUUCGAGUUGCGAGCUACCUAAGGCCCCCACAGCGUGCCAGCGCACGCUGUAUCGAAGCAAGUCGUCAAACUAGUGUUCUCUUGCUCGAGCAUUUUUUUUUUAUUUCACACGUGUUAUUUGUUGCGGUAGCUGGUGGCAAGCGGCUUCUGGUUUCCGAUCGCGCGCUCCGCGCAUUUUUCCUGGAGCGCAGUGCACGACUGCAGUUCGUCGCUUCCAGGCAACGUCGGGAACCGUCUUUUACCUGCUUAAACGAGAGAGCAGCUGAGCCUCGGUGCUUUUUUCCCGGACGCAACGACAGGUGCUGAGGCGCAGAACCUCAGAGUGUCAACCUUCGCAUCGUCAUGCUGGAAGUGGCAGAAAUCUCAAGACAAACGUCGCCAUUGAGAAACGGAGAUGGGUACAUCAAUAGUGCAUUCAUCAUCGAUCCAUCAGAUGCUGGCAAGAAAGGCAGUGCAGGCGACAACCAACAGAAACACGCCUCGGUGCCGACUAGCAGCCUGCUGUCCGUUAUUCGCCAAAGCCGAUGGAUGCUGCCGUUGAUCUACACUCACAUCUGGAUGUCCGCAGCCUUUUCAAUCAUGCAGCCGUUUUUCCCGCCUUUGGCUGCUGCCGCUGGUCUGGAAGCUUGGAAAUACGGAUUUUUCUUUUCUGCCACUAAGGUCGCGAUGUUGCUGGGAUCUGUGCUAAAUCAACGGCUUAUGGCUAUUACAUCACCACGGAAGUGCUAUUUGUCAGGACAGAUUGGUUUUCUGCUAUUUACGGUUCUUCUCGGGCUAAUGUACUGGUCACCCGGCGGCAACGUUUUCCUUGGCCUCUGUCUAGUACUCGCCAUCGUUGGUGGCUUUUUUUCGACCGUGUACCUCGUUUCGGCGUAUGCUGUUGUCACUGCGGAGUUUCCGGUACACACGGGACUCAUAAUUUCUACAAUGGAAUUCAUGUGGGGCACAGGAUGUAUGAUCGGGUCUGGCAUCGGCGGGGUGCUAAUCGACGCCUGGGCUUAUCCUCUGCCCUUCUUCGUACUUGCAGCACUAGUGAGCUUUUCGCUCCCAUGGACGGCACGCUCGCAAAAGAUACCCGACAAACCUCUAAAAGAGGUUCAACAGCAUUCAAGCUCAGAUUCUCGAAAAAACCAGGAGAAUUUGUUCAAGCUACUCAUCGACCCUGUGUUCAUAAUUGACAUGGUUACGGUGACGUUAAGUUGGAUCAUCAUGGGAUUUAAUGAACCUACAUUAGAGCCACACCUGAGACAGUUCGGCCUAGGCACAACUGAGCUUGGUGUCGUAUUUAUGGUUCAGUUUGCAAGCUAUACUAUCGCAGCAUUUGUCCUUGGUAUCUUGUGUCAAUUAAAGAUGGAUGCGUUCUGUGCCUUUGUGGGCCAAUUAGUGACAGUGUUCGCUUAUCUUAUACUGGGGCCAGCGCCUUUCAUCCCAACAGAAGCGGCUAUGUGGAUGGUAUACCUCUCUCAAGUGUUCACGGGGGCAGGCAUGGCCGGGCAAUUUAUUUGCGGUUAUUGCCAUUCGUUGAAGCAUGCUGUGGCAAGAGGAUACUCUGACGAUAUAAAGACAACAUCGUUCAUCUCCACCAUAGCAAUUACAAGUCUGGUGUUUGGGGCAACAGUGGCACCUCCAAUUGCCGGAUACCUUGUUGAAAGAUUCGGCUAUGAAACCGGGUCAAUGUUUUUGUUCGGACUUCUAGUGAUAUGGACACCAGUUACGUUCAUCCAGUGGUUGGCGUCAUCGUGCAGCAACAAACGAAAGAACCAAUCAAAGAUAACGACUGAUUCGCAGAUAUCUGCAUGCUGACGCAGCACAUGUAAUUUAUGUUCGCCUCAAAACUGUGGUUUACUGCAUAAAAUAAUCGAAAACAUGUGUGAGCGCUCAAGCUAGAAUAAGUUGUUCGAAAUAAUUACUAAGCGCAUGUUACCCUUUCUACCGGCAGGGCAUAUGGAUGCAUCGUGUCGACGGAAGUAUCGCAACUGACUGCUCACAUGCUACAAGAGGCACCACGCAGCAGAGGCGUUCUAGCGCUCGCUAGCGUGGUUCGCAAACAGCUUUUAUUGCCUAAGGCGCCCAAUUGAUUGCCCAAGGCGCCAUCUACCAUUUGCGGUGUGCAUUCGUGUGAGAAACAUGCCUGCAAGUCCUGUUUGGCAUGAGAGUAAAUGCGCAAUACUAUGGCGGAAGUGUCUACCUCCAAGUUAUUCAACAACUACGUAGGUAAUUAAAUGGAAAAAUGAGGCAUCCCCCCAAUCGUAGCAAUUGCUACAUGAGAAACCCAUACGGGUUCCUCGAAAGAAAAACCUCACAGUUGAAGAAAAAUUC
Messenger RNA from Dermacentor silvarum, 2327 nucleotides. Its product is annotated as MFS-type transporter SLC18B1-like. The transcript is spliced from 14 exons. The record is from RefSeq and is a predicted model, not a curated record. The coding region runs from base 351 to 1811 and encodes 486 amino acids. NCBI's taxonomy places the organism in Eukaryota, Metazoa, Arthropoda, Arachnida, Ixodida, Ixodidae. Gene Ontology annotation, biological process: transmembrane transport. Gene Ontology annotation, molecular function: transmembrane transporter activity.